ACUCUGGAAGGCUCGGCGGCUUCGGCCGGAGAGGCAAGCGGGUCCCCGCACCUCCCCGCGCUUCCAGGCAGUCCUCCGAGUCGCUCCAGAGGGCUCGCGCGUCAUUCACAGCCCCGAGCCAUGAUGAAGACCUUGUCCAGCGGCAACUGCACGCUCAGCGUGCCGGCCAAGAACUCCUACCGCAUGGUGGUGCUGGGCGCCUCGCGCGUGGGCAAGAGCUCCAUCGUGUCCCGCUUCCUCAACGGGCGCUUCGAGGACCAGUACACGCCCACCAUCGAGGACUUCCACCGCAAGGUCUACAACAUCCGCGGCGACAUGUACCAGCUGGACAUCCUCGACACGUCCGGCAACCACCCCUUCCCGGCCAUGCGCAGGCUGUCCAUCCUCACAGGCGACGUCUUCAUCCUGGUGUUCAGCCUGGACAACCGGGAAUCCUUCGACGAGGUCAAGCGCCUGCAGAAGCAGAUCCUGGAGGUCAAGUCCUGUCUGAAGAACAAGACCAAGGAGGCGGCGGAGCUGCCCAUGGUCAUCUGCGGCAACAAGAAUGACCACGGCGAGCUGUGCCGGCAGGUGGCCACCACCGAGGCCGAGCUGCUGGUGUCGGGGGACGAGAACUGCGCCUACUUCGAGGUGUCGGCCAAGAAGAACACCAACGUGGACGAGAUGUUCUACGUGCUGUUCAGCAUGGCCAAGCUGCCGCACGAGAUGAGCCCCGCGCUGCACCGCAAGAUCUCCGUGCAGUACGGCGACGCCUUCCACCCCCGGCCCUUCUGCAUGCGCCGUGUCAAGGACGCCGAUGCCUACGGCAUGGUGUCGCCCUUCGCCCGCCGCCCCAGUGUCAACAGUGACCUCAAGUACAUCAAGGCCAAGGUCCUCCGGGAGGGCCAGGCCCGCGAGCGGGACAAAUGCACCAUCCAGUGAGCGGGAGGGGCGCAGGGGUGGGGCGUGGGCAGUGCCUUACCGGGGGGGCUGGGCCCGCUGCUCGCGCCCCCCGACACACCCCAACGGCGUCUUGUUCCAAGACCUGUGGCGCCAGACUGCUGGACCCCAGCCUCUGCCCAGACCGCCGCCCGCCCUCCUGCCAGCCUCCCCUCAUUCCGCCCCCACCACUGCGGCUCCUCCAGGUUUCAGCUCCUCCUGGGGUGGGGGGAGCUCUCCGCAGGGCCGGAGGCGAGGUUGGGAGACAUCUGGCCUGAGGAGGGACAGGGUCCCUUCCUAGCUGUAGCUGCGAGAAACGCUGACUCCUGG
Messenger RNA from Condylura cristata (star-nosed mole), 1248 nucleotides. RefSeq names its product RASD family, member 2 (gene RASD2). Gene Ontology annotation, molecular function: GTP binding; GTPase activity. The record is from RefSeq and is a predicted model, not a curated record. The coding region runs from base 121 to 921 and encodes 266 amino acids. The transcript is spliced from 3 exons. NCBI's taxonomy places the organism in Eukaryota, Metazoa, Chordata, Mammalia, Eulipotyphla, Talpidae.